UCUCCGCCCUACUGCUAGUCUGAGGCCGUCGGCUUCCUCUGAAGCGCCUGGCUGUCCAUAAGCUGCUAAAUGUUUCUUUUAUUCCUUUCUAUUUCAUACGGGCAACAGGGAAAAUAGAUAUUACUCGAAGCCAGAAGUUUAAUAGAGAAGUGGAAAAGCCGAGGAAUACCCUUCUGUCGGAUCUACGUCGGCGCACUGCCACAUUUGUUCAGCCCUUUAGCUCCUGAAGCUAACAGCGGUUGAGGAGAGUGGAAGCCUCGGCACGAGAUGGUUUGACUGUGGUCCAUGAAUAACAAAAAUAUGAGCAUCUAAUCAACGCUUGGUAUCAUGGCUCCAGUCUCACCCUGACCUCUUGGUUUACCCAGGAUCCAAAAUGAGCAUCAGCAGUGAUGAGGUCAAUUUCCUGGUGUACAGAUACCUGCAGGAGUCAGGCUUCUCCCACUCAGCAUUCACCUUUGGCAUAGAGAGCCACAUCAGCCAGUCUAACAUUAACGGAGCUCUGGUGCCCCCUGCUGCCCUCAUCUCCAUCAUCCAGAAAGGCCUGCAGUACGUGGAGGCUGAAGUCAGCAUCAAUGAGGAUGGUACGCUGUUUGAUGGGCGGCCGAUCGAGUCUCUGUCGCUGAUUGAUGCAGUGAUGCCAGAUGUGGUGCAAACAAGGCAGCAAGUGUAUAAGGAUAAGCUGGCUCAGCAGCAAGCAGCCUCCGCCUCCAGCGCCACAACAGCUGCUGCUGCCAAGAACGGAGAGAACACGGCUAAUGGGGAGGAGAACGGCGCUCACACGCUGUCUAACCACCACUCAGACAUGAUGGAGGUAGACCGAGCCGUGGAGAUCCCAGCCAGUAAGGCCAUGGUGCUGCGCGGCCACGAGUCAGAGGUCUUCAUCUGUGCAUGGAACCCUGUCAGUGAUCUGCUGGCAUCUGGCUCUGGAGACUCGACUGCACGGAUCUGGAACCUGAGUGAGAGCAGCACUGGAGGAUCCACUCAGCUGGUGCUUCGCCACUGCAUUCGGGAGGGGGGGCAGGAUGUACCAAGUAACAAAGACGUCACCUCAUUGGACUGGAAUAGUGAAGGUACACUUCUAGCCACAGGGUCCUAUGAUGGAUUUGCCAGGAUAUGGACUAAAGAUGGUAAUCUUGCCAGUACACUGGGCCAGCACAAAGGUCCUAUAUUUGCUUUAAAGUGGAACAAGAAAGGAAAUUUUAUUCUCAGCGCUGGUGUUGAUAAGACCACCAUUAUUUGGGACGCACACACAGGAGAGGCCAAACAACAGUUUCCAUUCCAUUCAGCUCCAGCUCUGGACGUGGACUGGCAGAGCAACAACACAUUUGCAUCCUGCAGCACAGACAUGUGUAUUCACGUGUGUAAAUUGGGCCAGGAAAGACCAAUCAAAACAUUCCAGGGCCACACAAAUGAAGUCAAUGCAAUCAAAUGGGAUCCGACAGGGAAUCUCUUGGCCUCCUGCUCUGAUGACAUGACGCUAAAGCUUUGGAGUAUGAAGCAGGACACUUGCGUUCAUGACCUGCAAGCCCAUAGUAAGGAGAUCUACACCAUAAAAUGGAGCCCAACUGGACCUGGAACCAACAACCCCAAUGCCAACCUCAUGCUGGCCAGUGCGUCAUUCGACUCAACGGUGCGUCUGUGGGAUGCUGAACGUGGAGCCUGCAUCCACACUCUGACCAAACACCAGGAGCCCGUCUACAGUGUGGCCUUCAGCCCAGAUGGACGGCACCUGGCCAGUGGCUCCUUCGACAAGUGUGUCCAUAUCUGGAACACGCAGAGCGGUGCUUUAGUCAACAGCUACAGAGGGACCGGCGGUAUUUUUGAAGUAUGCUGGAACUCCACUGGAGACAAAGUGGGCGCAAGUGCAUCAGACGGAUCGGUUUGUGUAUUAGACCUAAGGAAAUGACGCUGCCGCUGGGAAGCCAUGGACCGACUAUGAAUGUGUGCAUAGCCAAAUGUAACGACUGUCCCUGGCCCAUCAUCCACUGCUGUAAAUCCACACAUGAGGUAUCAGACCUCAGCCCAGACCAACAGACACACAGCGUUUACCACACACACAUAACCAGCGUGAUCACAGACUGUUAUAUACAGACACGCUCGACACAUGAUACAAACACACACCUCAUAAAGCAUCAUUCCAAGCCCAGAGGGCCGAGCUCCACACCGCUGAAGUGCACAUAUUGUACACGUCAGCAAUCCAGCAACGGUUGAGGUGAAUUGCAUGAGCUGUUGAAUAUGGCCGACUUGUGGCCGUAUGAGAUUGACAAUUCAGAGUAUUGGCACUGUAUGUUUAGUGGCUCCAUGACUUUGGAACUGUUCUCCAAAAAAAUUGCUCAAGGAUUUUUUUUUUUGCCAAACUUUGAGAAAUAAUUUGAUUCCUUUUUUUUUUUUCCUUUUUUUUUUAACAGAGUUAUAAGAGUACACAAAGGCUAUUAAAUUACUCAGCUAUAUUUU
Danio rerio (zebrafish) is the source of this 2454-nucleotide messenger RNA. It is a transcript of the gene tbl1xr1b, whose product is annotated as TBL1X/Y related 1b. Gene Ontology annotation, cellular component: nucleus; nucleoplasm. Gene Ontology annotation, biological process: positive regulation of transcription by RNA polymerase II. Lineage: Eukaryota; Metazoa; Chordata; Actinopteri; Cypriniformes; Danionidae. Gene Ontology annotation, molecular function: transcription cis-regulatory region binding; transcription corepressor activity. The record is from RefSeq and is marked validated.